CAUCACAGUCGUGUCCACAGACGCGCACGCAAAUGACACCGGGACAACCUGUCUCCUAAAGUUUUUCUCUAAAACUCACUUUUUCUAAUCAGAUGCCACGAUGUUGCCUUUCAAGAGAACUUUUGACAGCGAGAAGCAGCAGCUGCAGGAGCUCAACAGCAGACUUGCCCAGUAUCUUUCCAGGACGAAGCAGCUGGAGCAGGAAAAUGCGCAUCUCAUCACUCAAAUCAACAAACUCAGACAGACGAAGAGGGUGGACUGGGAGCCCAAGUAUCUGGGUGAGAUGCGGGAGCUGAGGAGAAUGGUGGGGCAGUUGUCGUUUGAAAAGUCCCAGGCUGAGAUGGAGAGGGAGAAGCUAUGGCGGGAGUUGCAGAUGGUCCAGUCUAUGUGCAGCGAGCAGACCGAGGUGUGCAGGGACAUCAGUGGCGAGCUGAAAGGCUACGAAAAGGAGCUCCACCACGCUCACAAGACCAACGAUGAACUCCAGCAGCGUUUAUUCCAGCUGGAAAACGAGUAUAAAUGUAUGGUCGAUGCGCACAUGCAAGAAAAGGACCAUCUCCUGCGUCAGGUGGAGUCCCGGGUGGUGCCCAUCAUUACGCAAACUUAUCACGGGCCUCCGGUGGCCACCAUGGAAGAGGUGCAAGAGUACGCCCGGGGUCUGUCCGAGGGAUGGAUUGAGACAUUUGAAAUGUACGAAGUGAAGGUGGAGGAGAUGGAGCUGUCGAUUAAAGCGGACCAGGCGAGGCUGGGUGAUCUGCAGAGGGAGAAGAUGAUGUAUGCCUCGGAGUUGGACAGAUUACGCACAGAGGCGGAAAAACAAGGUCAGAUUCAGUUCCACCUUGAAGAGGAACUGAUGCACAUGCAGGAGAAAUUCCGGGUGGACCUCAAUGAAUAUCAGAUGAUCAUUGAGCAGCUGGAGCAGGAGAGGAAUGUGAUGGCUGACGCUAUUGCAGAAAAGAUGCGAGAGCAUCAGCACCUUCUCCAGGUGAAGAUGGAUCUGGGCAUGGAGGUGGCUGCCUACAGGGCUCUCCUGGAAGGCGAGAGAGUGAAUAUCCAAGAUGCUCAUAGGAGGGGGACUCAGCAUCAGAGAGAAAGAAUAAUAGAUAUCAAGAUGCCUGCACAGCGCCACACUCCAAGAGCUUCCACCUUAACCACCAGACAACAUAUGGAUAUCAGGUACACGCCGCCGACUUCAAACCUGAGAAGAUCCCCUGUGCCUCCCUCUGGGUCCAUAAGCCCCUCCAGGGUCAUCCCCAUUUCAGUUGCAGGCAGAGCUCGGCAUCAGAGUCCUGCAUCCAGAAGGGACAUGAUCUCAUUCACCAAAGCUCGAGCUGCUGCCUCUGCCCCUGCCCCUGCCCCUGCCCCUGCUACCGCCGCCGCCAAAGAUAAACAAACAGGCCAGCGUGAAUACCAAAUGAAACCACAUGCGCAGAAAACAGCAGCAGAGGAGAAAACUGUGGAAAUCAAACAGGUCUCUCGCAUAGAGAACAAAGCCAGUCCCAUCAAGUCCACCACUACUGAGACAAGUUCAGUGAGAGUCGUGUCACCGCCAAUGAUGAGCCUGAGCACGAAAACUGAAACAGAAAGCAAGAAGCAAGUGUCAGAUGAAAAAGAAAAAGAUUAUGAUUAUGGAGGCGAGUUCAAAGAUAAAGGGGAAACAGAGUCUAUGACGGGCCCAAGUGAGAAAAAGAUACUAGACUCUGUGUCUGUAGAGGAGAUCAUUGAGAAAGUGAUAAAACCAGCAGGUUUGGAAGCUGAGGGUAGCUCCUCGGGAGAUCCGCCGGUAAGGUAUCAUGUGGAGACAACUGAGCAGGAGGAUGGAACGAUGAAGACAAGGAUUGUGUUAGAGUCCAAAGUGGAGGAAGAGCUGGAUGUUUCUGAGGACUCUGCACUGGAUGAACUACUGAACCAAGGGGUUAAGAAGGCGUCACUGGAAGAUAUCAAGGACACAGCAACAGGAAGCAUGAUCAAGAACCUGCUAAGUGGCCUGCAGGCAAAUGAGAACUUGGAAAAUAAGUCUGUCAAUGUAGAAAUCAUUCAGGAACAAGUGGAGUCUUACAGUGAUGAGGAGAUUGAAGUUGAGCAGAAGUCCAGAUCUAGUUUCUAUGAGCCCUCCACGACAUAUUUCCAAAUCGAGGAGCUAGAAAACGUCCCUCAUGACACUCACGUUCAGAGGAGUGAUGGUGAUGCCAUGAAAACCUCCAUGACAGACACAGAUAGUUACAAGGGUGGAUCUGUGCAAGUUCAAGAGGUGUCUAGAGAGAGUGAAUCUCCCUAUUUCUCCCAUGAGCAAGAGCCUGACGAGUAUUUUGUCUCCACCCCAGAUGGUAAUCUCUCUGAAGCCGAGGAGGGUGUUGGCAUCACCUCAUAUGGCCAUUAUGGUAUCGUAGAUGAUCUGUCAGAUGAGCGGUAUUAUCAAGAUGAAAGUCCUCUCCCGAAAGAAGUGAUCGUAGAGGAAAGUGACGAAUACAAGUUCAUGUCAGGUGAUCACUCGUUUAUCAAGGAGAGCUUCCCGGAAUGCAUCAUUGAAGAAGAGGUUCGCGUCUCUCCUGUAGUGCAGGAGUCGGUGCUUGAGUUCCUGAGAGAGGACUCUUUGGAGCCCAAGGAGCAGCUGAAGGGGGCUCUAGAGAAGCUACAAAGCUCAGUGUCAGGUCCGCUGAAGGAGGAGUUGGCUUUCCUCACAAAAGUGAGCAGAGAAAGCCCAGAGAAUGUGGCUGUCAACGUCAAAAAAGUGCAACAGUCAAGCGACAACGGCACCAUGACUAUAGUUGCAGAACUGAACGUCUCUCAAACCCUGGAAGACUCUGGGCUGCUGGAGGCAGGAGGUGAUAUAUCUGAAGAGCAGAUCAUGGCAGCUCUUAAAUCUUCUAACCUGGGGAAAGCCUUCCAGGGUGGGGCAGGAGGGGGAUACAGUGUCAGGGUCUCCAAAGAAGAGGAUGUGGGGUAUGGUGAAGAGUUCCAAGGCUUUACUGAUGAAGGAGAGUCUGCGUCUGAAAUUACUGAGAAACACAUAACACUGAGGCCAUCAGAAAAGUCCUUUACCUUUCAGAUGGGCGCACAGGGCGGCCACGCUGAGGCGACCUCACCGCAAAAGACCCCGAUGAUGAUUUCGGAAGAGGAGAGAGUUGCAACAAUAUACCUUGAAAGCCCGACAGAUGAUUAGGAAAGAAUUUGGUCAGAAAUAUUUUCAAACUGAGUACUUGCCAAUGUAACUUGUUGAAGUGCACAUUGCAGAGGUUUUCCUGACGCAGCACUCCACACACACAAGGCGUUAAUGCUGGUUGCAGACACUGUAAUAAUGCUUUAAGCUCUGCAAAACAUUUUACAUCUAACUGAUUUUGCUGCGCUCUUUUACUGUACCUUAGACUGUGCCACCUAAAACUCAGUGUACCUAACGUUCGGUUACACUGAUCUGAUGAACGCAUAUUUUUAAUGGUAUUAACCGUGGCAAUGCUACUAUUACAAAUACUGAGUGCUAACUGAUAUUUGCUUUACAUCUCCGUAUAGUGGCAACUUUCCAUGCUGGUCGAUACUAAUGGAGUGCUGCGCUGGUAUGUGUUAACAUUUUUACAGCUUGCAGUUCAUCUUCAAGGAGAUUUGUUGACUCUCUCUAGAUUUCUCUAUUUUUGUACUAACCUGUGCUGUACAUCUUAAACAGCCCUUUCUGCAGUUUACAACACCCCAUCAAACCAGCCAUCACAUCAUGUGUCUGCCAUGGUGUUGAAUCUUUGGCAAGCCAACAUAUGCCAGUUGGAGUUAUGAGGUGCUGUGAGCUAUUUGCAGAUUGGGGCUUUCAUUUUUCUUUUGACUUGGGCACUGCUGCCAAAUGGAAUUGUUUUAGUAUAUACUGCAUCCUGGAACACGGUAGCUUAUUUGAAGCAGUAGUCAGAAUAUAGUGUACAGAGUAUAGUGAAGCUUGUAGCUGAGGACAGUACAGCGGAAGUGGGGAAAAGGUGGUGAUUUGUCUUAAGAAAUGUAGCAAGUUUUGAAUGCUAAUAUCAGAGAGUAGUGCAGGUAAAUGUGGCACUUAAAAGUGGUUGUUAGGUAACUUACAAAGUUGG
Molecule: messenger RNA, 4061 nt
Organism: Epinephelus moara (kelp grouper)
Lineage: Eukaryota; Metazoa; Chordata; Actinopteri; Perciformes; Serranidae
Gene: synm
Product: synemin, intermediate filament protein
Exons: 4
Coding region: 101-3163 (1020 amino acids)
Biological process (GO): fast-twitch skeletal muscle fiber contraction; intermediate filament cytoskeleton organization
Cellular component (GO): intermediate filament; costamere; neurofilament cytoskeleton
Molecular function (GO): structural constituent of muscle; intermediate filament binding; structural constituent of cytoskeleton
Source: RefSeq, a predicted model, not a curated record